AUGAUGAAUCGCUACACUACCCUGAGGCAGCUGGGUGAUGGCACCUAUGGCAGUGUGGUGAUGGGGAGAAGCAACGAGUCCGGAGAACUGGUGGCUAUCAAGAGGAUGAAGAGGAAGUUUUAUUCAUGGGAGGAAUGCAUGAACCUAAGAGAAGUAAAGUCACUGAAGAAGCUGAACCAUGCAAAUGUUGUGAAACUGAAGGAGGUCAUCAGAGAGAACGAUCACCUCUACUUUGUGUUCGAGUACAUGAAGGAGAACCUCUACCAGCUUAUGAAGGACAGAGAGAAUAAGAUGUUCUCAGAGAAUGAAAUUAGGAACAUGAUGUUUCAAGUGCUGUCUGGGCUGGUAUUUGUACAUAAGCAUGGCUUCUUCCAUCGAGACAUGAAGCCGGAGAAUCUGCUGUGCAUGGGUCCAGAACUGAUCAAAAUAGCAGAUUUUGGUCUGGCCAGAGAGAUCCGCUCCAAACCUCCCUACACAGACUACGUAUCAACCAGAUGGUAUCGUGCUCCAGAGGUCCUGCUCAGGUCGUCUACCUACAGCUCUCCUAUUGACAUGUGGGCUGUGGGCUGCAUCAUGGCUGAACUCUACACACUCAGGCCUCUUUUCCCUGGGAACAGUGAAGUGGAUGAGAUCUUCAAGAUCUGCCAAGUCCUGGGCACCGUCAAAAAGAUGGAUUGGCCUGAGGGCUACCAACUAGCUUCUGCGAUGAACUUCCGCUUCCCCCAGUGUGUGCCCACCCACCUGAAGACCCUGAUACCCAACGCCAGCAAUGAGGCCAUCGCCCUGAUGAGGGACAUGAUGCAGUGGGACCCCAAAAAGAGACCCACUGCCGUGCAGGCCCUGCGUUACCCGUACUUCCAGGUAGGCCAAGUGUUGGGGCCUCGUCCUCAAAGCCAGGACGUCAAAAAAGUCCAAGCCAGGCCACCAGCCCAGAAGCAGACCUCCGAGACCAAGAAUGAUAACCAGCAGUCUUCAUCCGAGUCCAAAGGCUCAACCCCCUCAAUUAAAAAUCAUCAUCAUCAGCAGCAGCAGAAGCAGCAGCACCAUCAUCAUCAUCAGCCUCUUCAGCAGAUCCCCCUUCCUCAAGCCGAGAGUAAACCAGGAGCUGUCCGCCAUGCAAAAGCAUCCCAGGGCAGUGAAAACAGUGCCGGGGGUGGCGGGAUGGGGGGGCUGAGGAACAGUCGCCGGCGCUGGGGCCAGACUGGGGCCAAGACCUUGGAUAGCUGGGAGGAAACAGACCAGUUAGAAAACACAGCCUCUAACUCCAAGAAACCGAGCCUGGGAAACGCAGAGGAGGAGAGGAGCUCUAAGGAGCACCACUCACAGCCCAAGGAGCAGAAACCUCUGUAUUCCUUCAGCACAGUCACUAAGCUGCCCAACAAUGUGAAGGUUGGUCAGGUGGACAACAGUCUUCCAGGAUCCGCAGCACGGCAGCACUACCUCAGCCAGUCACGUUACCUGCCUGGUUUGAUUGGCAAAAAUCAGACGACCUCCUCGGGCGAUAAGGAGAUGAGCGCCAUGACGCUGCGGGAUCUGUGGGAGACGUCCUCUAGCAAUGUGAACAAACCACUUGCUCCCGUUGGAGGAGGAUUAUCCGUCACCAGAACCAAUGCAGAAGAGAGUUCCUCUAAGUCUGUGGAUAGCCCACAAGAGAAAACGGUUGUUAAAGAAAGAAUACUGGAGAAAAUUGAUCUCUCCAAAGGGAACUUUGUAAGCACCAAGUACAACCUCUCAGGCGGUUACAUGCCUUCAUUCCAAAAGAAAGAGGUGGGCUCAGUGGGGCAGAGAAUCCAACUUGCUCCUUUGGCUGGGCAGCACGCAAUCAAUCUCUCUUCCUCUCCUGAUAACAAAAAAGACAAAGCUAUAGCUACAAAGCCCAAGCCCACAUCCAACUCAUCUUUGAGUGAAAGCAAUGAAGAUUACGACGGAUGGAAGAGGAGGACGGACGGGCCUCAGGCGAAGGGGAGCAGCUACUCAGCUCUGGGGAAAACCUCUGGGAGCCUCCUGACCAGAGCCCCUGCAGUACAGCCCGUCCACGGGAGAAUGGACUGGACAUCCAAGUAUGGCGGAAAUCGGUAG
Messenger RNA from Limanda limanda (common dab), 2079 nucleotides. It is a transcript of the gene mak, whose product is annotated as male germ cell-associated kinase. NCBI's taxonomy places the organism in Eukaryota, Metazoa, Chordata, Actinopteri, Pleuronectiformes, Pleuronectidae. Gene Ontology annotation, molecular function: ATP binding; protein serine/threonine kinase activity. The transcript has 15 exons. Gene Ontology annotation, biological process: intracellular signal transduction; intraciliary transport; cilium assembly. The record is from RefSeq and is a predicted model, not a curated record. Gene Ontology annotation, cellular component: cytoplasm; nucleus; cilium. Bases 1 to 2079 code for a protein of 692 amino acids.